This is a messenger RNA of Lonchura striata (white-rumped munia), 6027 nucleotides long. The record is from RefSeq and is a predicted model, not a curated record. NCBI's taxonomy places the organism in Eukaryota, Metazoa, Chordata, Aves, Passeriformes, Estrildidae.
AGCCGGGAAUCAGCCGGGAAGAAAAUCCGGGAAUCAGCCGGGCAGGAAUCCCGGGAAUCGGCCGGGAAUCGGCCGGGAAGGAGCGGGGAAGGAAUCCCGGGAAUCAGCCGGGAAGGAGCCGGGAAUCAACCGGGAAGGAAUUCCGGGAAUCGGCCGGGAAUCAACGGGAAGGAAUCCCGGGAAGGAGCCGGGAAAGAGCCGGGAAGGAGCCGGGCAGGAAUCCCGGGAAUCGGCCGGGAAUCAACGGGAAGGAAUCCCGGGAAUCAACCGGGAAUCGGCCGGGAAGCAGCCGGGAAUCAGGCGGGCAGGAAUCCCGGGAAUCAGCCGGGAAGGAGCCGGGAUUCGAACGGGAAGGAGCCGGGCAGGAAUCCCGGGAAUCAGGCGCGCAGGAAUCCCGGGAAUCAGGCGCGCAGGAAUCCCGGGAAUUAUCCGCGCAGGAAUCCCGGGAAUGCCGUCCUCCCCGUUCCCGGCGCUGCCGUUUUCCCGGGAUUGAAGCAGCCGCACAAGCGGCGCGGCCCUUCAGGAUGACGCCGCUUCUCUGAGAGCAUCCCAAGAUUCCCUUUGGAAUUCCCAACAAAAAAAAAAAACCCCAAAAAUGCCCGGGAAGCGCGCCUUCUCCGAGCCGGAAUUCUCGGCCGACUAUUCCGCGGAUUAUUCGCUGAGUUUCCCUUCGGAUCCCGACGGGAAUUUGCGGCUCUCCCGGGAAUCCGCGGCGCCGCGCGGCGGAUCCUGCCCGUGCGUGCCGCAUUCCCGGCGUUUUUCCUUCUCGCCGGAAUCCUUGGAAAAACUCUACCAGACUUAUUUCCGGCGCCAGCGGCACGAGACGCUGCUGGUGCUGGUGGCGUUCUCGGCUCUUUUCGACUGUUACAUCCUGGGAAUGUGCGCCGACUUUUCCCGCUUGGAAAAACUUUUCCCGGCGCUGGCGGCGCUGGCGGCGCUGGCGGCGCACGGAGCGCUUUUCCUGCUGCUCAAAGCUCGGCUGCUCCCGGAGGAUUUUUCCCAGAAAUUCCUGCCCGGAGGGUUGUGGGCGCUGACGGUGGCGCAGCUCGGCGGGUUGUUGGCUCUGGAAUUCCAGAGUUUUCCAGAGGGGGUGGACACGGCGGGCUGGCUGGCGUUCUUCGCCUUCUCCUCCUUCCUGACGCUGCCGCUGCGCCUGGCGCGGAUCCUGCUGCUGGCGGCCGCCUCCUGCGCCGCCCACGCGCUGCUCCUGGGAAUCCUGGAAUUCCAGAGGGGCCGCGAGCGCCUGGAGCCCGCGGAGGUGGCCAGGCAGCUGGUGUCGAACGCGGCGCUGCAGGCGUGCGCGGUGGCCGUGGGCGCCGUGUCCUACGUGCUGGCCGACCGGAAGCUGCGGAAAGCGUUCCUGGAGGCGCGGCAAUCCCUGGAGGUCAAACUCAACCUGGAGGAGCAGAGCCAGCAGCAGGAGCGGCUGAUGCUGUCCAUCCUGCCCAAGCACGUGGCGGACGAGCUGCUGAAGGAGAUGAAGAAGGACCCGAGCCAGAAGGAGCUGCAGCAGUUCAACACCAUGUACAUGUACCGCCACGAGAACGUCAGCAUCCUGUUCGCCGACAUCGUGGGCUUCACGCAGCUCUCGUCCUCCUGCAGCGCCCAGGAGCUCGUCAAGCUCCUCAACGAGCUCUUCGCCCGCUUCGACAAGCUGGCCGCCAAACAUCACCAGCUGCGGAUCAAGAUCCUGGGGGAUUGCUACUACUGCAUCUGCGGGCUGCCGGAAUUCCGGGAGGACCACGCGGCCUGCGCCAUCCGCAUGGGGCUGGACAUGGUGGAGGCCAUCGCCUCGGUGCGGGAGCGGACGCGCACGGCGGUGGACAUGCGCGUGGGCGUGCACAGCGGCGCGGUGCUGGGCGGCGUGCUGGGCCAGAAGCGCUGGCAGUACGACGUCUGGUCCACCGACGUCACCGUGGCCAACAAGAUGGAGGCGGGCGGCAUCCCCGGGCGCGUGCACGUCUCGCAGAGCACCGUGGACUGCCUGAAGGGCGAGUUCGAGGUGGAGCCGGGCGAGGGCGGCUCCCGCUGUGACUACCUGAGGGACAAGGGCAUCGUCACCUACCUGGUGGUGGUCCCCAAGACGGGCCCGCGGCGCGGCGUCAACGGCGUGAAGCUGUCCCUGACCUCGUCCCACGCCGUGUCCCCCCCUCCGGUGGCCGCGCCGGAGCCCAACGGGAGCCUCAGCCCGGAGCCGCCCGAGGACGCCGAUCCCGGCCGGAGCAGCUCCGCCGAGCCCGACGCCGACGACGCCGACGAGGUGCCGGUGACGUCCCCACCACGCUGUCCCCACGGUGUCCCCACCGUGGUGUCCCCAUGGCGUCCCCACCAUGCUGAUCCCACCGCGCUGUCCCCACACUGUCCCCACGCUGUCCCCACCGUGGUGUCCCCAUGGUGUCCCCACCACGCUGUCCCCACCGUGGUGUCCCCACGGCGUCCCCACCACGCUGUCCCCACCGUGGUGUCCCCAUGGUGUCCCCACCAUGCUGAUCCCACCACGCUGUCCCCACACUGUCCCCAUGGUGUCCCCACAGCGGUGUCCUCACACCAUCCCCACCAUGGUGUCUCCACAGUGUCCCCACACCGUCCCCAUGCUGUCCCCAUGCCGUCCCCAUGCUGUCCCCAUGCCGUCCCCACCACGGUGUCCCCAUGUUGUCCCCACAGUGUCCCCACGCCGUCCCCUUUGCAGUGUCCCCACCACGCUGUCCCCACGGCGUCCCCACCACGCCAUCCCCACCACGGUGUCCCCACCACGCUGUCCCCACGCCGUCCCCACCCCAUGCCCACCGUGUGUCCCCACCAUGCUGUCCCCACACCGUCCCCACCGUGCCAUCCCCACCACGCCAUCCCCACUGCGCCAUCCCCACUGCGGUGUCCCCACGCCGUCCCCACCGCACCGUCUCCACCGUGCCAUCCCCACACCAUCCCCACCGUGCCAUCCCCACCACGCCGUCCCCACCGCGAUGUCCCCAUGCCGUCCCCACCGCACCGUCCCCACCACGGUGUCCCCACACCAUCCCCACCGUGCCAUCCCCACCACGCCAUCCCCACCGUGCCGUUCCCACACCAUCCCCACCGCACCGUCUCCACCGUGCCGUCCCCACCGUGCCAUCCCCACCGUGCCAUCCCCACCGCGCCGUCCCCACCGCAGUGUCCCCACGCCGUCCCCACCGCACCGUCCCCACCGUGCCGUCCCCACCACGCCGUCCCCAACGUGGUGUCCCCACCACACCGUCCCCACCGUGCCAUCCCCACCACACCGUCCCCACCGUGCUGUCCCCACGCCAUCCCCACUGCAGUGUCCCCACCAUGCUGUCCCCACGCCGUCCCCACCGUGCCGUCCCCACCGCGCCAUCCCCACCGCGGUGUCCCCACGCCGUCCCCACCACGCCAUCCCCACGCUGUCCCCACACCGUCCCCACAGCAGUAUCCCCACAGUGUCCUCAUGGCAUACCCACACUGUCCUCACACUGUCCCUACCAUGCUGUCCCCACCGCGCCAUCCCCACCGCGCCGUCCCCACCACGCCGUCCCCACCGCGGUGUCCCCACCGCGCCAUCCCCACCACGCCGUCCCCACCGCGGUGUCCCCACCACGCCGUCCCCACCACGCCGUCCCCACCGCGGUGUCCCCACCGCGCCAUCCCCACCACGCCGUCCACACCGCGGUGUCCCCACGCCGUCCCCACCGCGCCGUUCCCACCGCGCCGUCCCCACCGCGCCAUCCCCACCACGCCGUCCCCACCGCGGUGUCCCCACGCCAUCCCCACCACGCCGUCCCCACCGCGCCGUCCCCACCGCACCGUCCCCACCACGCCGUCCUCACCGCGGUGUCCCCACCACGCCAUCCCCACCGCGCCGUCCCCACCGCGGUGUCCCCACCACGCCAUCCCCACCGCGCCGUUCCCACCGCGCCAUCCCCACCGCGCCAUCCCCACCAUGCCGUCCCCACCGCACCUGUCCCCACACCGUCCCCACCACGCCGUCCCCAACGUGGUGUCCCCACCACGCCAUCCCCACCACGCCAUCCCCACCGCGCCGUCCCCACCGCGCCAUCCCCCGUCCCCGCAGGCGCCCAACCCGUCCUUCCCCAACCCGCGGCGCCGGCUGCGGCUGCGGGACCUGGCCGAGCGCGUGGCGGGCGCGGCGCAGAACGAGCAGGAGCUCCACCGGCUCCUCAACGAGGCCCUGCUGGAGCGCGAGUCCAUCCAGGCGCUGAAGGGCAAGGCCACCUUCCGGCUGUCGCUGCGCUUCACCGACCCCGAGAUGGAGACGCGCUACUCGGUGGAGAAGGAGAAGCAGAGCGGCGCCGCCUUCGGCUGCUCCUGCGUCGUCCUCUUCUUCACCGCCCUGGUGGAGGCCGUCAUCGACCCCGGGCUGGUGACCAACUACGUGACCUUCGUGGUGGGCGAGGCGUUGCUGGUGGGACUGACGCUCUGCUCCUCGGCCGCCAUCUUCCCGCGGGCCUUCCCCAAAAAGCUGGUGGCCUUCUCCACCUGGAUCGACCGGACCCGAUGGGCGCGCAACACCUGGGCCAUGGCGGCCAUCGCCAUCGUCACCACGGCCGACAUCGUGGACAUGGUGAGGUCAUGGAGGCCACCAUGGGUGGAGAAGCUGGCGCGGACGCUGUUCCUGUGGAAGAUGGACGUCCAUGAGCAGAAGGAGCGCGUCUCCAUUAUCCCAUUAUCCCACCAUCCCAUUGUCCCACCAUCCCACCAUCCCACCAUCCCACCAUCCCACAAUCCCCAAUCCCGGGAAUUCCGGCAUUCCCAGGUGGAGAAGCUGGCGCGGACGCUGUUCCUGUGGAAGAUGGACGUCCACGAGCAGAAGGAGCGCGUGGAGAAGCUGGCGCGGACGCUGUUCCUGUGGAAGAUGGACGUCCACGAGCAGAAGGAGCGCGUCUCGGAGAUGCGCCGCUGGAACGAGGCCCUGGUGGCCAACAUGCUGCCCGAGCACGUGGCCCGCCACUUCCUGGGCUCCAAAAAGCGGGAUGAGGAGCUCUACAGCCAAUCCUACGAGGAGAUCGGCGUGAUGUUCGCCUCGCUGCCCAACUUUGCCGACUUCUACACCGAGGAGAGCAUCAACAACGGCGGCAUCGAGUGCCUGCGCUUCCUCAACGAGAUCAUCUCCGACUUCGACGCCCUGCUGGACGAGCCCCAGUUCCGCUGCAUCACCAAGAUCAAGACCAUCGGCAGCACCUACAUGGCCGCCUCCGGAGUGACGCCCGACGCCGGCGCCGACGGAUUCGGAGCCAAGAAGGAGCCGCGCUCGGAGAAGGAGCGCUGGCAGCACCUGGCCGACCUGGCCGACUUCGCGCUGGCCAUGAAGGUGACGCUGAUGAACAUCAACUACCAGUCCUUCAACAACUUCAUGCUGCGCAUCGGGAUGAACAAGGGCGCCGUGCUGGCCGGGGUCAUCGGGGCGCGCAAGCCCCACUACGACAUCUGGGGCAACACGGUCAACGUGGCCAGCAGGAUGGAGUCCACCGGGGUCAUGGGCAACAUCCAGGUGGUGGAGGAGACGCAGCAGAUCCUGAAGGAGUUCGGCUUCCGCUUCGUGCGCCGCGGCGCCGUCUUCGUCAAGGGCAAGGGGGAGCUCCUGACCUUCUUCCUGAAGGGCCGCGAGAAGCCGGGAGCGCUCCCGGGAUCCGCCGCCGUCCCGCUGCCCCACCAGGUGCUGGAGACCUCCUGAGGGUCCCUCGGGAAUGUCCACCCGCGCUCCCCCUUCCCGCCGCUUUUUUGGGACCGUUUUUGGUUUUUUCGGGGUUUUAUCCCGUGGAAAAGAGGGAAAGGCGGAUCCCGGGUUUUUUCCCCCCCGCCGGGGGAUUUUUCCUCGCCGCGGGAAUCCCGGACUCGGAGCGGCGGCGGCGAUUCCGGGAGAUCCAAACUCAGGGACGGUUGGGAGGACUCGGCGGGGGCGGAUCCGGGGUUUUCCCGGGGAUUCCUCCCGAAUUGGAGAGGUUGGAUCCGGGUUGGAAGUGGGGGAGGACGGGAGUUGUGUAUUCCAGAUCCAUAAAUUGUAUCGGAGAA